Messenger RNA from Bacillus rossius redtenbacheri, 5957 nucleotides. RefSeq lists its product as uncharacterized. Gene Ontology annotation, biological process: regulation of transcription by RNA polymerase II. The record is from RefSeq and is a predicted model, not a curated record. The transcript is spliced from 3 exons. The coding region runs from base 300 to 1037 and encodes 245 amino acids. Gene Ontology annotation, cellular component: transcription regulator complex; nucleus. NCBI's taxonomy places the organism in Eukaryota, Metazoa, Arthropoda, Insecta, Phasmatodea, Bacillidae.
AUACAUCUGUUAUUUUUCUAGUGUUGUUCAAGUGUAUCAUAACCUCUAAUAACCUUUACAGUAAAUAAUUAAGAACUGUGAUUAUAUCGACGGUUUUUAUCAAUAUUCGUUUCAUUAUUGCUUACGUUUACUGUAAAACAGUUACUUUAAAUAUUGUAUUUGUUUAUCUAUUUAUGUGUUUUUUAGUAUUAAAGGUUACUUCUUUACUAAAUUGGAGAUUUUUCCGAUUGUUAUUGCACAAAAUAGUCUAAGGAAGUCCCAAAAUAGGAAUUAAGCUUGUAGUUCAAUUUGGAGAUAAUAUGAAUGUUAAAGUAAAUGAUCUUGACGGCUUGAUAAUAAGCGCUGUGCGUAAACAUCCUCUUCUGUAUAAUAGGAAUAACAUUUAUUAUAGAGACAACUCGAAGAAGGAAAAAGCUUGGUUAUCUGUUGGAAAAGAAGUUGGCAUAUCAGAGCUGCAGGCGCGGCAGCGCUGGCUGACCAUCCGGGACAACUUCAUGCGGUACUACAGGCGCAAGAGGCUGGAGGAGCGCGAGGGCCGGGCUGUGUCUCCAUCCCAGUACAUGUCCCACUACCACAGCAUGAUGUGGUACCUGGACUUCCGGACCAUCAAGAAGAGCAGGACGUACAGGAAGAUAGCCCCCAAGCCGGAGCCGCCCUCGUACCACCUCACGCUGGAGGACGCGACCAUGUCCCUGGGAGGCGUCGAGGAGGUGGUCCCGGAGCAGCCCAGCUGCACCAGCUCGGGCCAGUUCUCCCUCCCGGUCGACACGCAGAUGGACGACGAGGACGGCGAGGACGACGACGCGGGGGGCGGGCGGAGGAGGGACGACCUCUUGUACGAGUGCAUGCGGACCAUCACGCAGGCGGUGCGCGACGAGGCUCGGCCCCCCGGCGACGUGAACCCCCAGUCGGGCAGCUUCAUGCAGUACCUGGAGCAGCUGGUGAGGACGGUGCGGCCCGAGCUGCAGGACGAGCUGGAGAAGGGCGUACUGGACUUUGUGUUCUCCUUCAAGAAGAAGCACGCCUCGGGCAGCUAGUGCGGCGAGCGUCCCCACCCGCCAUGUCAUUACCUCAUUACUAUAGUCUGUAAUGAUAGUUUCCUAACAUUAAUUUUUUGAAUCACCAUCCUUUUUAUUGAGCUGUGACAUCACAUGCAAACAAUCAUGGUUGUGAAUACUGUUGUGACCUUAUGCCACUUUUUUUUAUAAAACUUAUUAAAUGACGGGUGACAAAACUUUUUGAAGAAACAUGAAAUGCAAGAGAGAUAUCGUGACAAAUUCACAGAACUAACCAACAAAGCGCGUGCCACUGAGACUUGACAUUGUGAAUUUUAACCAUAAAAUAUAAAAUUAAUUAAUUCUUAAAUGAACGUAGACAGUUAGUUAGUUUAGUGCUAAUAAAAAAAAAGUUAUACCAUCUUGGCGUUUUCCUUGGAAUCAGAAAGCCCGUCUUAGGGGGCCUGCUUGCGCUUGCAAAAUCGUAACUGUGAAAUGGGAACAAUAAAUGUUAUCCACCGCAUCCUGGAAAUCCUACCGAUUUUUGCCCAUAGUUUGAAUACCAGCUUAUUAUACAGUGUAAACUCUAUACUAUAACAACACUUAACGGACUGAGCAUUUUUCGGCGUUAUAGAGAGUGGUUGUUAAAUGGAGAGAAAUAAAAGAUAUUACUUUACUAUUCUAUAAUAAUAUGUAUUUACUAAUAUAGUACACAUUUUACACACGAACAUUAAUAUUCAUAUAAAUAACACUUAUUGCGUAUAGUCUGUUAUUUUUUUCUUUGUUUUUCCAUAUUGUAGACACAGUAAAGCAGCUAAAUCCAAAGCGUCUUCCAACAUCACUGAUCUUUUCUCCCGCCUCUAUUGAGCGUAUUAAUAAAACUUUUUCGUCAAUACACAAAGACUUUCGUCUACUCGGCAUGUUUACAGUUCGAAAAUCAGUAAGCAACUGUGAUAAUGAUAAUGUGUAACAACUUGACAAAAGUCUAGUGACCAAGGUAAACAUGUGGAAGUUCAUCCUACAAAAAAACAAAAGACAAAAUUUCUUAGAAUCUCCGGUACGUCAGUCGAAGUAAACAUGUGCUAGAUAAUACAACAACAAAACAGCAAACAAAAGAACAUACACAGCUGCAGUUCUUAUCAACUUCGGCAACUUAGAAAGUACUGCUUAAUGAUUUAUAAUGCCGUAUUGUUGUCGUUAAAUAGAGUGAGCGUGACGCUAUAUAGAUAUAUUAUUGUAUAGAAAACAAGGUAAACCAACCAAAGUCAAGCAAUUUCGAUGUUUUAAGGAGUUCGUCGUUAAAUCGAGUGACGUUAUAAGGUGUUUACACUGUAUUUGAGUUUUGAAAAAAUCACUGGAUAUUCCUCAGUUAUUUUUCAAGUAACAUGGAAAAUUCAUAGAAUAUAUAAAUUGUGUGUCACUAUGUAGAAACUGUGUGAUAAUAAGCAGUUUCACACUCAUUAAUUUAAUGGGAAUUUUGCUAGACAGUAGCAUACCUGAUGUUCAGAUAUCACUAUGCUUCGUCCUUGCACCGUUAUGUUAGUCAUGACAUAGAACUGAGUUGAAAAAUUGCUUGUUAACAUGCACCACUUUCAAAUAACAGACACUUGUGGUUCCACCUAUCUUUAAUGGGCAUUCAAAAAAAUCUAGGGGUGCUGCAUCAUUGCUAAUGUGGACGUGUUAUCUUUCCUUACUCUAUCAACUGCAUUGACGCUAGCUAGGCUCUACAUCUUCGAUUUUCAAGUUUUAGUGUGAGGCCGGUCGGUUGUGACUGGGGACAAGUUUAGUUUAGAGCAAACUUUGUUUUGAAUAUAUCAAAUCUUGUGUUUUUAUAUUUAUUGUAAUAAUUUAGAUUUCCCUCUUUUAUCUCAUAAUCGUCGCAUGCUCAUAAUCGUCUCACCUAUAUUUUAGGGCUUCAAAAAUUGGAUUAAAAAACCUCUUGCGUAAACGUCACAUGAUGUUUUUGGUCCCAUUAUUACCUAGUUUCCGAGCACUUUGUGUGGGUAUUUUUUCCGUAUAAAAUGAUGUAUUUUAAAGUAAAGAAAAUCUUAUAUUUAUUCUGACAUUACCACUUACUUAUUUAAUUAACAGAUAUACGAAGUUGUCUGAUGAAUAAAUUUUCUUUUAAAGAAGUUUUUAAACGUUAUAACCUUUAUCGGUUCGUUUGCAUCACUGUGGUGUACCACUUCCAAAAAUGUAGUCAGCGCUAGUUGGCAUCAUUCAUGUUUGGGUAUGUUGCUUCCUGUAUAGACCCCGCACACGUAGUCAAAUAUCGAUACCUAUAUCUCGCCGAGUGCAUGCAACAUGUGCUCUCUGUCGAGUGCCGAGUUAACUACAUUUGAUGGCCCGCACUCUUUUGUGGUGUGUACUACGAUAGUUACGUGUUCGUUCAGGCUCGCAUUCGGAUCACAGAUUUUGUUUUUCUAUUUAAAGUUGAAGAAAGGUUUUUGUUGCAUGAGUCAUUAAUUUAAAUUGUUUGGCGUGCUCUUUUAUACUUCACUUUUUAAAUAAACAUACUUUCCAUGAAUGGGUUUUGUGUUUAUGAAUAACUGUACCUAACAAAAAAUUUUUUUUUUUUUUAACGUUGCACCCCUACUUUUCAAACUUGAUUUUAGUAUCAAAUGUGCGACGAUUAUGCGAUCAAACACGGUUUGCAUAAAGAUAGUGUAGUAUUCAACAAAUGUGACAGUUAAUUCUUAAUAUUUAUCUCACCAAAAAAGUGUUAUUUUUGACUGCAAAACUUGAUGCAGUUUUGCAAUAAAAAUCACUUGUGAUAUGCAAUAUGAGACAUAAUUAUGCAGAACAUUAAAAUAAAAUGAGUAAGCGUGUGUGUGUUGAAAAAUGUACCGACAUCAGUAAUGUAAAAAAUGAGUUGGUAAGAAAUUAUAAAAUCAAACAAAGUACCUUAAGUUAAUUUUUUACAUAUCCAUUUGGUUCAUGCAUUUUAUUACAUACUAAAUUUAUGCUACAUAGAUGUAAAAGUUUAAAUGCUGAUAAAUUUCUUGACUUUGUAGGAUUUAGUACUAAUACUAUUUGUUGCACUAACUUGCAUUUUAAUGUUAUAUUGUACAUUUUCGGUGUUAUUUUGAUUCUAUUGCAGUUCGCCAUAAAUCUUGUCCCCAGUUAUGACUUAGUGGCAGAGGCAAUAAGGUAGGCAUAUAAUGGAUAGUUAGGUAAGAAUAGGUGCAAAUUUGGGAAAUCACAAAAAUGUUUAAACUGAGGAAUAAUGUGGUAUCCUAGUGCUUUUUUCCAUGUGUUUACCAGUGAUUGCCAACUUAAAUAUUCUCUUAUUAAAAAUAGGUGUGUUUAAAACACCUAGGUUCCCUGGUUAUUUCUUUUCCUCUUAGUAUAUUGGGAUGUAUUUUGUUUGCAACGGUAAAAAAUAAUAUCUAUUCUUUUUCAUUUAAACUUAAGUUUACAAAACUGAAUUGUGCUCAACAUGUUGAAUUCCAAUUUUCUUAAUAGUUACCUUACUCUUUCUCCCUGUGAUAAUGUUUUUUGGGAAAAUCAAACACACAACUUUUGGUUUUGUUACUAUCAAGUUGAACUAUGCAACAUACACUGUUUAUAGGGGUUGCGAGUAUUCAAAAAAUUAUCAUCAUUUAAUUUGGUAUUUUAAAUCUUAUAUUCAUUUAAUUAUUUGUUACGAAUAGAUAUACUUACACCAUGUAGUACUCAAUCACAAAAAAAAAAAAAUUUUAAAAGAAAUGUAACAUGCAUCAGGCUAAGAUGAUUUAUUGAUAAAUAUAGUAUUGUUUUCUGUAACAUUCAUACAUUGUUUUUAUAUUUAACAAAUCAUUGAUUGUGAUUUAAAAUUACAAAUAAUACUGUUGCCAUAAUUUUUUUGACUUUCCUACAUUUUACACCUCUUGUUAUGGUUCCAUGUGUAUUUCUCUUUUUUUUUUAUUUGACUGCAUUUUGGAUCAAUUUUUCUUGACUCCUGUGUGAAGUGUGAAAAAAAAAUUCAAUAUGUGUUAAAAUUGAAUUUGAAAAUUUAAAAUUUUGAAUGAAAGCACAUGUAGCCAGCCAGUCAUGGUUAAGUGUGUGAAAGAUGUCAUGUGACUAGGGGCAAGAGUAUAUGAAUAUGAUGAAUUGCAGUCAUUGUACGUAAUCAAUAUGUUACAAAAAUUUUUAUUUCUUAUCUGUUCUUUUUCACUUUUACAGCAUUUUAAUGUUACUCUACAAAUUUUAUAUGAGAGUUGACUGAGUCAAUGGUGUUACAUAGACUUUUAGCAACGUGACUGCUGAAUGUAACUGUCUGAAUCAAAAUGUUGCACUUUUAAAUUUUUUAUUUGCAUGUUCCUGUGAAUAGUAGAUUUAUUUUGUAUUACAUUUAUUCACAUUUAAUUUUCCAUUUCAUGCAUAUAUUAGUAAAUUCCCUGUAAAAUAAAAAUAAAAAAGUUUUAAAACCAUUUUAUCAAAUGGCACCUGAAAAAAUCUGAUACUGGUUCACAGAUGUUUGUAGACACAGUGAAGUGUAAAAGUAAAUAUUUGAAUGCGUUUUAAUGUCAAGUAGUGUGCUGUUUGGACUUUAUGCAUUGAAGUAUGGAAGGAAUGUAGUUGGCUGUGCUCCUUAUGGUUGUUUCUGGAUGCAAAAGAAUUAGGAAUACAUGUCCUCGAUCGCUCCUUCCAUUGGUGCCAAAUUGGACAAUUAUUGUGUGGGCCCAGUUGAAGGAAAACGAACGUAACUGUGUUACGCAUUAAUAAUGUGGUACAAAUUAGAAUUAAAAACUUUAUCAGAUUAAUAUUUAAUUUCAGUUAAAGUUGUUAUUAUAGUUAUCAAAAUUUGUAAAUAUUAGAAAAUACAAAUUUAUUUUUGAAUGCUGCAAUAUUUUGGAGUUUUCGUGUUUAUCAGUAAAUGUAAAUUACAUGUACAUUUUUUUUAAUUUUAAUUUAUAUGUUUACAUCUUAUUGACUUAAUUUAACUCUGAUCUAGAAAUAAAUUUUUUUGGUCAAAGAAUA